Molecule: messenger RNA, 2738 nt
Organism: Cyprinodon tularosa
Lineage: Eukaryota; Metazoa; Chordata; Actinopteri; Cyprinodontiformes; Cyprinodontidae
Exons: 3
Coding region: 42-2507 (821 amino acids)
Source: RefSeq, a predicted model, not a curated record
CCCAGCAUGGUGGUCUGUGUUUGAAAAGGGACUCUGAAGACAUGACAGACCAUACAGAGAAUUCCUCAGAAACCUUUAAGAAUUCACAAGAUGGAUUUGCUGUUACUGCUGCUGCACAGAUCAAAAGUUACUACAACUUGAUGGAUGAUGAAGGGCCAGAUGAUGUGUUUAUCCAGCCCUCUUUGCCUCUGCCCUGCAAGGCUCUUUUGUCACCAACAGAGGGAAGCACAUAUGCAAAAUCUGAUUCUGGCAUGACCCUACCAAGUGAAGCAGCUGACGCCACAAAAGCUAACACUAAUCCCUGGAGCUUAGACAGGCACCAUGGUGAGAAGUGUUUAAUGGCAGCACGGAACAAGCUGGACGAAGAGAUAACAAGUGCAACACAGUCCUCAAUGGAGUUUAUAGAUAACACAUUACUUUCCAAUGAUAUGCUCUGUUCUCCAACAGAUUGUCAAGACCAAACACCCAUAGAUGGCUCAGAUUUUUUGAUGGAGGGAUGCUAUGAAAAGACUGGAAAAGCAGAGCAGAAUAGCACUUCAGGAGAUGAAGAAUCAGACAAGGAGCUGGGUGGUCCGAAACUGUGUAAAGAAGAAGAGAACUAUGAAUCAGAAGGAGGCGAAUUUACAGAACAAAUAUGUUCAAAUGAGAAGGAAAUCUCUGAGGAUCAGACAAAUCUGGAGACAGAGUUUGACAAAACUUACAAGGACAUUUCUUGCAUUGAUGAGAGAGACUUCAAGCUAUCAAGCACAAUGCCUGAUUGCAAUAAAAACAAUGAUUCACAAUCUUUGGAGCCAUCUGAACUAUGUGGAUUUUCCAAAAACAGGAUGGAAGAAAGAACCAACAGCUUCCCUGCAGAGAUGGGUGGUAAAACUUUGGAGCAUGUUGGAAUUAGAUCUUCGGAGGGCAAUCCUACAAGAUCUGAGCUGAAUGUCAGGAAAGAUUCAGAAGAAAAGGUUGAACAGGUGGAUGAGAACCGAAGGAUUGCUACUGAUAUCCAACAUGGAGAGCAGCUGCUUCAGCGUCUGCAAAUGGUGCAACAACGACAUGAUGACAUCCCGAAUACAAGGCAGGAUAUUAUCAAUUUGGCAAAAGCUGAGGAAGAAGGUAGCUUUAGUUCUGAGAUAGAGGACAAGGGCGUUGGAGAAAUGAGGGAGUCACCCGAAGAAGAGGAAGAGGAGGGUGAAACAAAGGGGGAGGAGGGGAAGACAAAUCUUUCAGAGAAAGAAAACAAUGGCAGAGAACAUGUUCAAACUGAACAUGUUCUCUACCUGACACAGCCAGGAAUGCCAGAGGACAAUCAGAUUAACAAAAAAGAUGAAGAGGAGUGUUUGGAUUAUUACAGUGAAAUCUUGUUUCCUUCAGCUUUACCACUUCACUCCUCUCGGGAUAUAUCCAGUGGAAUUCCGUUAAUUUCUACUGGACAUCGCUUUUCAGCUGCUGAAACCUCAAUGGAAAAACAGAUCCAGGAAGCAGCCCGAGCUAAACAAAAUUUGCAAAGGGCUGGUGGUGUUUUCAACCUGGCUGAUAAUCCAGAUGUAUUAGAAAUUCCAUUCAAGACAGAUGUUUCUCUGGAAUCACUCAUUACAAAGGCUUGUACCAUACAACCAAGUCAGUGGCAAUUUUCUGAAAAGAAGAUGCAGAAAGAAAUAAGUCAGGAUAUUCAAAGAGAAUUGGUGCUGGUCAACCAGGGUAAGAUUCCCGGGGAGUAUUGCAAAGGGGAGGCCCGCCGGUUGAAGGAGACAAAACUUCUCUUUGAGGCUUUCCAACAGGUCAACACAGAAGGUCCAACGAGGAAUAGGAAGCUCCCUACUUCAGCAACAAAAAGUCACGUUUAUCCGUCCGUUCUGGAACGCACACGUAGCCUUGAGACAUUUUGCCUCAAGACUUGUACUGUCUCAAGAGCACAUUCCCUCAGGCUGUGCAACUCUGCCACCAUUGAAAGAGAAAAAAGUCCAGAAACCGUAAGAUCAAAGAGUCUUACCGGUGGUUCUCGCGACAAAACCCGCUUAUCCCCUUACUCAAUACAAGACAAACACUUGCGACUGCACAGGAGCAUGGACUCGAUAAAUAGCGAAUCGCCCAUUUCUUUCUUGGAGACUAGGGCUAAAACAAAGGAAAGACAAGGAUCCCCCAUUCUCAGACAAAACCCCUUCUUCAAAUUGCGCCCAGCCAUGGCCCUGCAGCCUGAGGUAGAGAAGGACAUUCGAGAGGCUAAGGAAAGAGAAGAAGAACUGCGCAGACAACGAUGCACUCUGUAUGGAGAGGACAGACAGAAAAGUGAUGAUGAAGAAAAGCAUCGAUAUACAAAAACACUCAAAUCAGAUGUUAAGCAGUCUAGGGGCAAACUGGAGAGACUUUGGCCACCACCUUCUAAAAAGGACCAGAAAAUAUCCGGGGAGGGGCAGCAGGAGGUAAAGGUUCACAGAGCAGGAGGUCAGAAGGCUCCUCUGUGGCAGCUCUGGGAGUCUGGCCUGAUCAACGGCCAGGCGUCGGAUGAAAAGAAGUGAUCUUGGCCAUCCUGAUGGUGCAAGGCUACAAACAGAGUCCCAUUUAGAGUUAGUACCACUGUCCAACUACAGAUCAAUCAGUGAAAUUUAGUUUGACAAAAUCCUUUGUUGUAUCCAACUUCACAGCUUCCUGGCUCUUCAGGCUCUGCUUUGUAUUUAUUCUUUGUAUUUUUCAUUUAAUAUCACAGAAUAGUCUUAUAUUGCAAAAGAAUAAAGCAAAUAUUUAUCACA